AUGGACGACUACGCAAGCUCUGACAGCGAAUACACCAGCUACUGGCGAGACUGGUUCAUAUCUUCCCGAGGCAACGAGUACUUUUGCGAGAUUGAUGAAGACUAUCUCACAGACCGCUUUAAUCUCACCGGACUUAAUACGGAAGUGCAGUACUACCAGUAUGCGCUCGAUCUCGUCACGGAUGUCUUCGACAUGGAGGUCGAUGAUGACAUGCGAGAGCAGAUAGAGAAGGCUGCACGGCAUCUGUACGGUCUGGUGCAUGCGAGGUACAUCGUUACUACGCGGGGCCUGGCGAAGAUGAUGGAAAAGUACAAGCAGGGCGUCUUCGGCAAAUGUCCUCGGGUGAUCUGUGAGGCGCAGCACCUUCUUCCCAUGGGCCAACAUGACGUGCCCAACGUCUCUCACGUGAAGCUUUACUGUCCGAAAUGCGAGGACAUAUACAAUCCCAAAUCGUCACGACACAACAGCAUCGAUGGCGCCUACUUCGGGACCAGCUUUCACAACAUACUGUUCCAGGUUUAUGGGACGCUAAUGCCGCAGAAGACGCAGCGACGGUAUGAACCACGCAUCUAUGGUUUCAGGGUGCACGCAAGUGCUGCCUUGAUGCGGUGGCAGGAGGAAAGGCGAGAGGAACUCAAAGACCGGCUACGUCAGCGAGGCAUUGAAACGGGAUUCGAGGAGGAAGAUGACGGCGACGAGGAUCUCGAAAGCGAGGACGAUGAGGUUGACGACGACCAGGAAGGCAUCGACGACAUGUUCGAAGGCCAGAUGCAGGCUGUUUGA
This is a messenger RNA of Baudoinia panamericana UAMH 10762, 783 nucleotides long. RefSeq lists its product as uncharacterized. Gene Ontology annotation, molecular function: protein kinase regulator activity. Gene Ontology annotation, cellular component: cytoplasm; protein kinase CK2 complex. The transcript is spliced from 3 exons. NCBI's taxonomy places the organism in Eukaryota, Fungi, Ascomycota, Dothideomycetes, Mycosphaerellales, Teratosphaeriaceae. Bases 1 to 783 code for a protein of 260 amino acids. The record is from RefSeq and is a predicted model, not a curated record.